AUGGGCCUCUACCGUGGUUUUCUUCUCAUUGCUGCGAUCCUGUUGGUUGCAGUGGUAGACUCAACCCCCGUUGAGGUGCCAGCUUCCGCUCGCGCUCUUGAAAGCGGCACCCCAGCCACGAAGUUCCUGCGAACGGAUACGACGGGAGAAGAGGAAGAAGUGAGAGGUCCCAACUUCGGGUUCUCCAGCUUGAAGACCCUUGUCAACUCGUUGAAGCCGACGAAGCGAAACCAGCUCGCGCAGCUGCUGAAGAGCCACCAGAGCACUGAUGACGCCUUCGCGUUCCUCAAGCUUGACGCUGUCGGGGACCAGAUUCUUACUAACCCCGCCUUCAACGUGUGGCGAAAGUACGUCUCGAAGAUCAGCGGGUGGAACGCAGACGACGUCGUGAUGACAAACUGCAGAAGCAGUACGGAGACGCUGAGCUUGCAGAGUUGCUCCAAGUAG
Molecule: messenger RNA, 447 nt
Organism: Phytophthora sojae
Lineage: Eukaryota; Oomycota; Peronosporomycetes; Peronosporales; Peronosporaceae
Exons: 1
Coding region: 1-447 (148 amino acids)
Source: RefSeq, a predicted model, not a curated record